Messenger RNA from Protobothrops mucrosquamatus (brown spotted pit viper), 1593 nucleotides. RefSeq names its product DNA damage inducible transcript 4 like (gene DDIT4L). NCBI's taxonomy places the organism in Eukaryota, Metazoa, Chordata, Lepidosauria, Squamata, Viperidae. The record is from RefSeq and is a predicted model, not a curated record. Gene Ontology annotation, cellular component: cytoplasm. Gene Ontology annotation, biological process: negative regulation of signal transduction. The coding region runs from base 88 to 663 and encodes 191 amino acids. The transcript is spliced from 2 exons.
UUAUCUUCUAACAAUCUCUCAGUCAAUUGGAUUUGCUUCCUCACACAGUAGUCAGAAUUGUAAGGUGCACCACGGACUUGAUGGUGAAUGCACUUCUUCAGAAUGGUUGCAACCAACAGCUUAAAUAAUAAAAAUUCUGAACUGAUACAGCAGCGAUUUCAGCAGGCAUCCUUCUCUGACUUUGACUAUUGGGAUUUUGCAGUGCCUGAACCCAACUUUAAUGAGAUGGUGUUUGAGGAACAAACGUGCCAGAAUCUAAUUAGAAUGCUGGAGAACUGCCUCUCUAAAUCAAAACAGACUAGACUGCAUUGCUCAAGGGUUUUAGUCCCUGAGAAACUAACUCGAAGGAUAGCUCAAGAUGUCUUGCGUCUCUCUUCUACGGAGCCUUGUGGCUUGCGGGGCUGCAUUAUUCAUGUCAACUUGGAAACUGGAAAUGUAUGUAAAAGGCUGGAUAAGAUUGUUUGUGACCCCAGCGUCAUUCCUACUUUUGAACUGACACUGGUGUUCAAGCAAGACAAUUGUUCAUGGCCUAGCUUCAGGAGUUUAUUCCCCAGAGUUUGUUUUACUUCUAGCUAUAAACAGACUCUGAUCUUGAGCCCUGGGUUUCGUCUAAUUAAGAAAAAAUUAUAUUCCUUGAUUGGGACCGUGGUUGAAGAAUGCUGACAAAUGUACUAGUUAAAGAGAGCUGAGCUGAAAUCCCUUAGAAAUAGGAGGGAUAUUUGCACAAUACCCAUCGAUGGUCUCGAAACCAUUUGGUGCUAUGUAAAAUAAGGAGUGCAGCUCCUUGAUACUUGAAACAUUCCUUGGUUAGCAAAGAUAUGGCAAACCCAAUAGCCAUCCUGAUUGCUACUUAUUGCUAGCAGUUGAACUAAAUGGUUUGGCAUUCUUUGAUAUUUAUUUUUAAUGUUUUAUUUUAUGAUUUACAUUGUUUUCAAUCCAAAUUGCUCAUAAGCUUUCAGGAAACAAAUUGGUCUCUAGAACUAAAUAGAUCAAAGAGGCAAGAAUGAUGAUUCCAAAAUGCUUCUCAUAGCUGCAUUGGUAGUAUCAAAUAAAAGAGACAUGACAUAAGAUACUUAUGAGAACUUUUGAAGCUAUUGUUGCUUUUUCUUCAAGGUCAUCUUCUUAACUAACAACAUUUGUCAUAAUUCCUCUAUAACAUUCAGAAGCCUUACCCAGGCUUCCUGCAACCUGGUGUCUUCUUGAUGUAUUGCUUCUACAGCUAUCGGCACGCCUACCCAGCAUGGCCAAAGGCUAGAAAUUUUAGUCUUAACAUAUUUGUAAGGAGUGCCAGCUUGAAGAAAGUCAUCUUACCUGUCAUGAUUGACUUGCCUUCUGUGCUAAAAGAUUUGCAGGAAGCAAGCUUACCCAAAUAAUCAUUGCAUUAGAGUUUUACCCUCAAUUUUAUACAGUAAUACUGAAGUCUACAAAACACUUCGUGUACAUUUGGCACUGAACAGUUUGUGUUGCUUUGUAGUCAAUUUAUUAGCAUAUUUAUUGUCAUGAUAUAUUUUAAAUAGCGUGGCCAAUUUGGGAGGUAAAAGCAGUCUGGAUUUUUUUCUCAAUUGUAAAUGAAGAGCAAUAAUCUAGAACAGG